Octopus bimaculoides (California two-spot octopus) is the source of this 2419-nucleotide messenger RNA. RefSeq names its product leukocyte elastase inhibitor-like. Lineage: Eukaryota; Metazoa; Mollusca; Cephalopoda; Octopoda; Octopodidae. Gene Ontology annotation, molecular function: serine-type endopeptidase inhibitor activity. The record is from RefSeq and is a predicted model, not a curated record.
GAAUCGAAACCGCGAUCCUAUGACCGCGAGUCCGCUGCCCUAACCACUGAGCCAUUGCGCCUCCACAACAUGCAGGAACAGCCUGGAGAUUAGCACGAAGAGUUAUGUUGUUCAUAAUCCAAACCGUUUAAUGUUUCAUAAACUGAUUCUGUACAGAUGAGUUUAAUUUAAAGAAAGAAUUUCUACAUAGUCACUUUCCCUGAACAAUGUAUCGAUCAAAUUGCUCCACCAACAGAAACUAGAUAAUCAACCGUAACUCCAACACUUCCAAACGCGAAAGAAACGGUGGUUAAUGUUGACCGUAUAUUAGUGUGUUUUGGUAUCAAAUACGGAUGCAUCCGGUUUAGCUGCCACCCGUUGUUAUUGGGUGCUAACCGGAUUCAAAAGAACGUGUGGUUGUAACUCUACAAGAAAACAAUACCAAGACUAAAUUACCAUUCCUUUACAUGGUGGUCAUUUUAAAAGUUUAACUGCUACCCAGACAUGGCAAGAAUAAUCACAGGUUUUCUAUUCUUGGCUGUCUUAUUUUGCAUGUCACAACAAACAGUUUCAGACACUAUCGCAUACAAUAUGGACUCUGCAAAGAAACAAGACAUCAGUAAUCUUGCUGCUUCAGUUGAUUAUUUUACAAACAGUCUUUAUCAAGCUGUGGCUACAGGAACCAACGAAAAUGUCUUCAUGUCACCAUUCAGUGUUGCUACUGUUUUAUCGAUGGUUUAUUUGGGAGCAAGACAAAACUCUGCCAAACAGUUUGAAAAUGUUUUGAAGAUAACUUCUAAUCCAGAUUCUGUAGCUUUGGCUUUCAAAGAAUAUUUUUCCCUUUUGAAAAACUCAGAUAAACUUGUCACAUUCAAUUCAGUGAAUCGUUUGUGUGCCAGUGAAAAAUUCCCUAUUUCAGAAGACUACAAGAACAAUAUUUCAAACUAUUUCUUUUCUGAUAUUGAAAAUGUAGACUUUAUAACAAAUGCUGAAAAAACAAGAAUAGCUAUUAAUGAUUGGGUUAAGAAUAACACAAAUAACAAAAUUACUGAUCUGUUACCAAGUGGAAGUUUGACACCUCAGUCGGUUCUAGUUCUUAUUAAUGCUGUGUACUUUAAAGGAAUGUGGGCUGAAAAAUUCCCAGAACAUGCAACAUCAUCUAGAAAGUUUUAUUUAAGUUCUGACAAGACUGUUUCUCAUGAUUUUAUGUUUAAGUCUGAAGAUUUUAAUACAAAAAUAAGUGACAACUAUAAAGUAGUUGAAUUACCUUAUAUAGGAAAAGCUUUUAGUAUGUUUGUAAUUCUUCCCAAUGAAAUCAAUGGUCUUGCUGCUUUAGAGAAGGAGAUUAAUGCUGAAUUUCUCAAAGACAUUGUAGAUAGAAAAGGAUUUGAAAUGACACAUCUAGAAUUAUAUAUGCCAAAAUUUCAUUUAGAGAGUAGUUUUAAGUUGGGUGAUGUUUUGAAAAAGCUUGGACUCUCUGAUAUUUUUAAUCCACAAAAAGCUGACUUAUCUGGAAUGACCGGUGGUGAAAAGAAUAUUUAUGCCAGUGAAAUGUUUCAUAAAGCAUUUGUUGAUGUUAAUGAAGAAGGAACAGAAGCUGCUGCUGCUACUGGAAUGGUGGUCACGAAUUAUAUGUUGAGAAUUGGGAUGCAAUUUGAUGUCAAUCACCCAUUCACAUUUUUAAUUGUUGAUAACCGAAGUAAAAUGAUCCAUUUUAUUGGUAAAGUAACAAACCCCACAAUAUAGAUGAUAUUGUCCUGUCAGAGAUUUUUCUCUUAUGGAAUACUACAUUGUAUUAUGUAGACAAUGUAACUGAGCAAAUUUAUUUAGAAUAUUUUUCAGUAGCAUAACUUAAGUCAUUAUAGUAGUAAUCGUGCAGGACCAUGGUCAUAUCUAUGCAAUGAAAUAUUAUAAGACAGUUUUAAUUUAGUUCUAUAUUUAAGAGAUGCGGAAUUAUGUACAUUAUCUACAGUUGACGGAUAUAAGACAGUUUUAAUUUAGUUCUAUAUUUAAGAGAUGCGGAAUUAUGUACAUUAUCUACAGUUGAAGGAUAUUUGUCAUCUUGUUUGUCGUUAACACAACGUUUCAGCUGAUAUACCCUCCAGCCUUCAUCAGGUGUCUUGGGGAAAUUUCGAACCUGGGUUCUCAUUCCUAAGGUUUGAAAUUUUCCCAAGACACCUGAUGAAGGCUGGAGGGUAUAUCAGCCGAAACAUUGUGCUAACAACAAACAAGAUGAGGACAAAUAUCUGUCAAUUGUAAAUAACGUUAAUAGGUUUUAAUUUAAAUCAACAUUAUUAACUUGUGUGUGCUAUACAUUUAUGGAAAAAUAUUACACUCUGGAAAGUAUCUUUUCUUAGCAAGUUUAUUAUUUUAACAAUAUACUUAUUGUUGCCUGUAAAUGUUAUUUACUUGUUAAAUAAAGUGAAAUCAAGGCUUGUAA